Messenger RNA from Leptopilina boulardi, 1909 nucleotides. RefSeq names its product probable ATP-dependent RNA helicase DDX56 (gene Hlc). Gene Ontology annotation, cellular component: nucleolus. NCBI's taxonomy places the organism in Eukaryota, Metazoa, Arthropoda, Insecta, Hymenoptera, Figitidae. The record is from RefSeq and is a predicted model, not a curated record. The coding region runs from base 94 to 1758 and encodes 554 amino acids. The transcript is spliced from 6 exons. Gene Ontology annotation, molecular function: RNA helicase activity; nucleic acid binding; ATP binding.
CCUGUUUCCUGUUAGAAAGAGACAGGCACUACUUGGCACACGUGGUAAAUAAUAAUUUAUUAUCUAGUUUAAUUAGUAUUUUUUUUUUUUACAAUGAAUACUACAAUGGAUGUAGAAUCAGAGGAAGAUGAAAUGAAAAUUCAACAUUUUCACGAAAUGGGAAUAGAUGAUAGAAUUUUAAAAGCAAUUGCAAAAUUAGGUUGGGCAGAACCAACUCUCAUUCAAGAGAAAACAAUUCCACUUUUAUUGGAUGGAAAGGAUGUUUUGAUAAGAGCACGAACUGGCUCGGGAAAAACUGGUGCAUUUUCAAUACCUUUAAUUCAAAAAAUAUUGACCAGAAAGGAAAGUCAGAGUCAUCAGGAGGUAAAAGGUCUCAUACUCGCGCCUUCUAAAGAAUUAUGCAAACAAAUUUCACAAGUAAUUGACAUGUUAACGACAAAAUGUUCUCGUGAAGUGACAAAAGUCGAUAUCAGUCCACAAGAAGAUUUAAAUGUUCAAAAACCUUUAUUAAUAAGAUGUCCCGAUAUUGUUGUCGGUACUCCAGGACGAACUUUACAGCAUAUCAAUGCUGGCAAUUUAAAUUUAAAAAAUAGCCUCGAAACAUUAAUUAUCGAUGAAGCCGAUUUGGUCUUUUCGUUUGGCUAUGAAGAAGAAGUAAAAGGUGUUUUGAAACAUUUACCAAAAGCUUGUCAAUCUGUUUUGGCUUCCGCCACUUUAUCAAAUGAUGUUUUGACUCUGAAAAAAUUGGUAUUGCAUAAUCCAGCAGUUUUAAAAUUGGAAGAACCACCUCUUGCUCCUCCAUCGCAACUCGCUCACUAUACACUUGCAGCUGAAGAAAAUGAUAAAGCUGCAAUUUUAUACGCACUUUUGAAACUUCAUUUAAUUCGAGGUAAAAGUAUUAUAUUUGUAAAUACAGUGGAUCGCUGCUACAAAUUAAAAUUGUUUUUAGAACAAUUUGGAAUACCGACAUGUGUUUUAAAUUCCGAAUUGCCAGCAAGUUCAAGAUGUCGAGCAGUUAUGCAAUUUAAUACUGGAACUUAUGAUAUUAUCAUUGCGUCCGAUGAACAAGCUUUGGAAGAACCUCAUAUGGUGAAACAAAAGACAAAACGCAAAAAAGACAAAGAAUCGGGAGUAGCACGUGGUAUUGAUUUUCAAUUUGUUUCGAAUGUGAUAAAUUUUGAUUUUCCAUUGGACGUGAAUUCUUAUAUUCAUCGGGCAGGUCGCACAGCUCGUGGUAAAAAUCAAGGAUCUGCUUUGAGUUUGGUGUCAAUUCGUGAGCGAGAACUAAUGGAUAAUGUUGACAAGGAAUUAAAACAGGAAUAUAAUCGUGAUACUCUCUUCAAAACGUAUCAAUUUAAAUUAGACGAGGUUGAAGGCUUUCGAUAUCGAGCGAAAGAUGCAUGGAAGGCCGUUACCAGAAUAGCAGUUCGCGAGGCUAGACUUAAGGAAAUCAAACAAGAAGUUUUAAGCUGUGAAAAAUUGAAAAGUCACUUUGAAGAAAAUCCACGUGAUUUACAAUGUUUACGACAGGAUAAAGCAUUGCAUACAGUUAAAUUGCAACCACAUUUAAAAGAUGUUCCCGAAUAUUUAGUGCCGAAUUCAUUGAAAAAACUCGUGGGUUUAGGACGAAGAAAAAGGAAAUUCGAUAGAAAUCUCGCAGCGACUGGAGCGACUGCAGCAAAAUCAAAAUAUGCAGCAAGAUCAGCAAAUCCACUGCUUAGUUUCAAAUUAACUAAUAAUAAAAAGAAGAAAUCUUAAAACAUUAAUUUUUUUGUUUUUAAUGUUAUUUGUAACUUUUAAUUAGAUAAUAAUUGUAAAAAAAUAUAUACUAGUCUUAUAUUAUACAAAUUGUGUACAAAAAAGAAAAAUGUUUUUCAUUUUAAUAAAAAAUAGAAUAACUAAAAUUAAA